This is a messenger RNA of Yamadazyma jaroonii, 1659 nucleotides long. NCBI's taxonomy places the organism in Eukaryota, Fungi, Ascomycota, Pichiomycetes, Serinales, Debaryomycetaceae. The record is from the annotation of a GenBank genome assembly.
AUGGAAACUUGUUCGUUUUGCCUUGGUGAUGAAAAUGAUGUCCCACCUUUUGGGUCAGUAGAUGAUGCAAAGGAUUUAAUACACCCUUGUACGACAUGUAAAAUCACCACUCAUCGGAAAUGUCUUUUGGAUUGGUUCAAUUCCUUGACUUCAGAUAAGUUACAAAUCAUUAAAACUGAUGAAAUAAGUUCGUUUCUUCAAAGGAACAAUAGCAAUGAUGACAAUUCAACAACAGAAAAUGCUGAAAGUCGAAUAUUCAGUUUGGAUGAAAUAGAAAUUGGUCAAUCACCUUCAACUACUCGAAUUCAUAUCAAUUUAUCUCCCCAACAAAUCAAUGAAUGGUUCAAUAAUUUCACCAAUGUAGAGAAUUACACAUUCAAGGACAAUGUGGUAUUCUUACUUGCAAGCUGUCCACAAUGUAAAGAAGAUAUAAUAUUCAGUAUGAAGAGAUCAACAUUCUUGUCAAUUAAUAGCGGAUUUAGAUCAUUCAUUAGUAAAGCAGCACAAUAUUCUACAGUAUUUUUAGGGUUUACUUCAGCUGUUACUGGGGUGGUUUCAAUGGGAUAUAUAGGAUUGACGUCGGUUGGUUUGAAAACCAUGGAUUGUAUUUUACCUGAAUCAUUCUUGAUCAAAUUAUUAAUCAAGUCUAAAACUAGUGGUAAUCUUUUAUCAUCAAUUUUCCAACAAUCAAACUACCCAAUUGAUAACCUAGAAUCGGCUUUGCUGAAAGGUUUGAUUGAUCCUUUCAAAUUCUCAAGAAUCCCCUUGUUACCCAUAAUAUUGUAUAGGAUGAGACAAUCAUCACCCAUAAGUUGUCUUUAUUCUAAAGAUGUAAGUUCAUGGUUGACAGAAUUGAUGAUAAAUGGUUAUAUUUCAUCAUUGGGUGAUCAUAAAUUUCUUUCAUCGGUGUAUUAUAACUUAUUAUCUUCCAUUACUAGAAUGUUGAAGAAUCCAUUAAAAUUCUGGAAAUAUUUCAAUCUUUUCAAAGGCAUUGAUUUUAAUGAUGCUAAUAAUCUUAUUAGUUUAUUUUUACCGGCAAGAAUUUUAUAUGAUAUAUUCUUCAGAAUGACGCUCAACCAAUUACAUUUUGAUAUUACCAUGAACGUUAAACCUAGGGAAAUAGCUAACAAAUUGACACAAGAACAACUUGAUGAAUUAGAGAUGUUAUAUGGAGAAUUGAACACUUUGAAACUUUCAUUAAUGAAGAAACCAUUCCAAGUAACUAAUUGGCAAGAUUGGUUUUUGGAAAAGAAAUUGUAUAUCACCAAAUUAUUCAAAAGUAACGCUAUUUGGAAGAUUUUAAAAUUGAAAUCAUUGAUUUUCCUGAAAAGAAUGAAAUACUGUAUAAAACAUGACUUCUCACAAACAUUAUCCUAUAGUUCAUUUACAAUACGUUGUUUGACCACAGUAGUAUGGCCAUUUUUAUCAUCUAAAUUAGGACAAAUUAUAUUCAAUAGUUUGAAUGCCACUGAAAAUAAAGAUAAGAAGUUAUUUUUGUGUAAUUUGGCAGGAAUGGUUUUAGUGGUGUUGUUAAAAGAUCUUACUAAUUUGUAUUUGAGUAGUAAGAAGUCUGAACAAUUGAAGAAAUUGAAAAUUCACAAUUUCGAAAGAGACAAUUCAAAUAACAAGACAUUUUCAAUCCCUGGAGAUUAUAUAUAG